Messenger RNA from Carcharodon carcharias (great white shark), 708 nucleotides. Its product is annotated as transcription factor HES-5-like. Gene Ontology annotation, biological process: anterior/posterior pattern specification; regulation of neurogenesis; regulation of transcription by RNA polymerase II. Bases 1 to 492 code for a protein of 163 amino acids. Gene Ontology annotation, molecular function: DNA-binding transcription factor activity, RNA polymerase II-specific; protein dimerization activity; RNA polymerase II cis-regulatory region sequence-specific DNA binding. Lineage: Eukaryota; Metazoa; Chordata; Chondrichthyes; Lamniformes; Lamnidae. The transcript has 3 exons. Gene Ontology annotation, cellular component: nucleus. The record is from RefSeq and is a predicted model, not a curated record.
AUGGCUCCUAAAACCUCUGGCGUUGUCUCAAAGGAAAAUGCCGAAGAAAAGGUCACACGAAAAGAAAAAUACAAAUUGAUGAAGCCGAUUAUAGAAAAAAAGCGCCGAGAUCGCAUAAACAGCAGCAUUGGCCAACUCAAGGCUUUACUGAGGGAAGAGUUUCAGAAUCAGGAGCCGAACAUGAAAAUGGAGAAAGCUGACAUCUUGGAGAUGACUGUCAAUUACCUGAGACUUCAUAUGACCUACAGUAAGAGUCUCACUCAGAAUUUUAAACAGGGAUAUUCACGCUGUCUGCAGGAGAUUCAGCAUUUUACCUUCUCCCCGGAAAGCAAGACCGACGUUCAGAAUAAACUCGUGAACCACUUGCACAGAGCUCAGGAGCCCGCUAAGGGCCUGAGUCACUCUGCUCCUCCUAUGCAUCUUCCUAGCUGUCAACCGGGCACCAAGCAAGAGAUUAAAGCCAGCAUCACAGCGCUCUGGAGGCCCUGGUAGAUCGAGCUGAAACACUUGUGGACGUUUGCUAGAAGCAAGGAAGAGAAAGUUUCACUGCAUUAAACGCUAGGGCUGUUCUCUGGUGUGAAAUAGUAUUCCAUAGUGGAAGAAAUGUCAUUAAUAGCUGAGAUUUUUUUUUAAUGUAUGAAUUAUUUAAUUUUAAAAUAUGACCUCCGGGGCAUGGCGCAUUCUGCAAUAUUUGUAGGUGACUGAUAU